Molecule: messenger RNA, 918 nt
Organism: Acanthisitta chloris (rifleman)
Lineage: Eukaryota; Metazoa; Chordata; Aves; Passeriformes; Acanthisittidae
Gene: VPS72
Product: vacuolar protein sorting 72 homolog (S. cerevisiae)
Exons: 6
Biological process (GO): regulation of DNA-templated transcription; chromatin remodeling
Cellular component (GO): nucleus
Molecular function (GO): ATP-dependent H2AZ histone chaperone activity
Source: RefSeq, a predicted model, not a curated record
GAGUCUGGCGAUGACGAGUACCGUGGGGACCAGUCGGACAGCGAUGACGAGGUGGACUCGGACUUCGACAUCGAUGAGGGGGAUGAGCCUGGCAGUGAGCAGGAUGAGGAUGAGCCACGGCGGCGCCGACGCGUCCUCACCAAGGCCUACCGGGAGCCUCUGAAAAGCCUUCGCCCCAAGAAGGAUGUGUCUCGAGGUGGCUCCCAGAAACCACGGGAGGUGAAAUCCAUCCCCCUGGAGCUGCAGGAGGAUGUGGGAGACAGCCGGAAGCACAUGCGGCAGUCGACGACGGAGCACACGCGACAGACGUUUUUGCGGCUGCAGGAGCGGCAGGUGCAGUCCAAGAGGAAGAAGGGAGGCCCCAACUACGACCGACCCCUGACCCAGGAGGAGCUGCUGGAAGAGGCCAAAAUCACGGAGGAGAUCAACCUGCGCUCCCUGGAGAACUAUGAGCGCCUGGAAGCUGACAAGAAGAAGCAGGUGCAGAAGAAAAGGAAGUGUGUGGGGCCUGUGAUCCGGUACUGGUCCGUCACAAUGCCACUGGUGCCAGAGCCUGGCAAGGAGGAGAAUGUGGAUGUGGAGGGGCUGGACCAAGACCCCCAACAAGCUGAUGCUACUCCUGCCCCGGCUUCAUCUGGGAAGUGCUCCCGUACCUUCAUCUCCUUCAGUGAUGACGAAACCUUCGAGCGUUUCUUCCCCAAAUCCAAGCCCCCUCGGCUGCCAGUGCGGGAGCUAUGCCCUGUGACCCACAGGCCAGCCCGGAUCAUCCGCGAGGCCUAUAAGAAAUACAUCACUGCCCAUGGCCUGCCCAGUGCUGCCUCAGCCACUCUGGGAGUUCCCACACCCCCUGGCCCCGACCCCAGUGUCCGGCCCACGCGCCAGAAGAUUGUCAUCAAGCAGAGUGUCCCCACGGCCUGA